This is a messenger RNA of Diaporthe citri, 1764 nucleotides long. RefSeq lists its product as uncharacterized. The coding region runs from base 1 to 1764 and encodes 587 amino acids. The transcript has 2 exons. Lineage: Eukaryota; Fungi; Ascomycota; Sordariomycetes; Diaporthales; Diaporthaceae. The record is from RefSeq and is a predicted model, not a curated record.
AUGCAGGGUUCUAAUACCGGGGAGAGUUCACGAUCGAAAUUCUCGUCUCGCAAUCCGUAUCUUGACACCGGGGACCAGGACGCGUAUUAUGGCUUCGAAAACGGUCACGAUGAAAUCCCUUGGGUCCCGGACAGUCGCUAUUACGCACCCGCAGCACACACCGCAUACCACAACACGGGCGAGACGAGCUACCCAGGCCCAUACUCAUAUUCACCAGGACGCCCAGCCAGUCCAGAACCUCCACCUCUCCCAGCGCGCCCCGGCGACGACCCCUCAGCAUGGUCGCACGUUUCACCGCGCUCCUCGGAGCGAUACUCGCCUGACCCCGAGCAGCGCCCAGAUCUCCCACCAAGGCCACCCACCGGACAAGACGACCACCACUCCCGCUCGCCAGAUCCCAUCGACGAGCUCGUCCUGCUCCCGCCGCGCCGCCGGCUGACGACGGGCGACAUCCCCGUCACGACAGUGGGAUACAGCCGGGACCCAGAGCGCCUGAUCGCCUACCUGAUCCCACUUCCUCCGCCGUCCUCAAAAGGCCAGACCCUCGACGUGCCCCAGCGGUACAUGAUCUACACGCCGCCCGCGCCGCACCUCCUCAAGCCCAACGCGGAGCCAGGCUCCGGAACCGGCAAGGAGGGCAAGCGCCACAAGGCGAAGCGCCUCGUCCAGCAAGAAGUCAAAAAGGCCAAGACGUACGACGGCAAGACCCUCUCCCUGCGCGGGCUGCACUACAAGGCGCUGCGGGGCUGCGACCGCGCCGUGGCGGCCAUCAAGAGCCCGGACAUCACGUUCCUGAACCGCGUCCCCCGGAAGCACGUUUCGGAGUUGGUGCUGAUCCACCCGGCCUCGGUGCUGGCGGACUACACCGCCCGCGAGGUGCACGCCGAGGUCGGGGCGCAGCUGGCGCGGACGCAGCGGCGGGCCGCGAGGGACAGUGUCAUCAGCACGCUGCUGUUCCCGCCGUCGCUGGUCAUUGACACCCUCGCUGCGGUGGUGUGGCCUUUUGGCGGGCUGGCUGAGAUUGAUGGGGUGUGGAUGUACGCUAGUAUCUCGGGGUAUCUCACCGCGAGGAGCGUGACACGGCGGAUGGAGAGGGAGCCGGUUGUGGAUGAGAACGGGGAGGCGAUUCAGGGCUCGGGGCAGGGCAGGGCCGAUAGGGGCCUGAGCCCGGUGUCUGAGGAUGAUAUCUAUUCCGCGGGCACUCAAGCUCCGCGACCUCAUGCGGGGGAGCCGAGUCGUCGAGACAGCCGGAGAGAUAGCAGGCAGGUACACUUCGAGGAGAUCCUUGAUGAUGAUGAAGAGGAGGACGACUUGAAACGGGCUGCCGGGGAUGGCGGGAAUAUGGACAGCAAGAAGAAGACGCUCAAGGUCCGAAUGGUCCCCGACGACGCUAUGGACACGAUGGCGUCCUACUUUCAGGAGAUCUGCCACCAGAGGAACCCGAAGGCAUUCGGGAGCCCCGGGGUCCCGCCGACAAAGACUGACGUUCUAGCGAGCAUCGGCUGGUGGCCUGAUCGGCGAGGCAGAGCCCCUGGUGUCGAGCAUCCUGGAGGCUGGGAUGACGAGAACUGGCAGACAAGACAGGUCAAGGAUGAUUUGGACAAAGUCUUGACCAAGGCUGCCAAGUCGUGGGAUAAUUGGUGCAAGUCUUAUGCUAAGUACCCUGAGCGUGCUAUGAAGGAGAAGGGCCACAGCAGGACAUCUGAGGUUUUGAGAAAACUUCGUGUAAAAAAGGAUUCGCGUGGGCCCCGCGUUGUUGUAUGA